GGUUUUAGCUGGAGGGAAAAUGUGGCAUGGGUCAGUGCUUGCUCGAAUGUUGAACAUCUCGAACGGGAUGAAAUUUUGUUGCCAAGAAUAUGUCGUUAAACUGUAAUUCGAUUGAUCACCGUAUUAAACGUUCUUCUCUUCUCUGAAGACUAUUCUGUAAAGUUUGUGUUACUGUGCGCGUUAAGUGAAGUUAUAUUUUUCACUUGUGAGUGAAAAUUUAAUUGAAAAUUGAUUAAUUUAUAACAAUUCCUGUUGUGAAUUGUAGUGACAUUUCAAGUGUUCCAAGGUUCAAGUAAAGAUUAAGUUUAAUGCAUUGUUAAAGCUGAUAGAAAAAGAAGCUGUUCCAAGAAAAUCUAUUCAGAAUGUUCUGUCUAAAAGGAAGAAACAAUACCGACGGAAGAUUUAAAGAAACGUCAAGGGAGGACGAUUUCGGUUGGUGGAUAAAUAAUGAAGACGAUUUCAAGUCUCCUCGAUCCAAUCAGACCAGAGAAUGUCAAUCCCUAGGAUCCUCGGAGUCGAUGCUUUCUUGUGUCGAUUCCGACGACAGCGAAUGCUAUUUUCUUGCACAAGAAUUCAAGGAUGAUUACAACGAUAACUGCGAAAAAAUAGAGCUUACAUCUUUGAUUCAUCAGGAUCUGGACGUCGAUCUUAUUGAAAACGAUGCGAUCGCGAAGGAAGAGGGUGUCACGACGUUUGCAGCGAAUGGUACGAAACAAUAUUUUGACGGGACGGAAAGAAAGUCCGACAGAUUCCAAGCUAUUUGUUACACCCCCGAGAGGCUGGUUAGAACUCAGGAAUACAGGAUUUUAACACCUUCUCCCCGUUAUUUGUCUAUCAGUCAGUCAAGAGUGACGCCAGAAAAUGAAAAUCGUUCAAAGACUUUCCGCAGCCGGCGGCGAUUGAACUAUCUUAUCGACCCUAAACAACUUGGUGCAACAGUGGUGAAUUCGGAAAAAGACGAGAUGGCUUUAUCGACGAUCACCUGUCACGAUUGGAAAAUCAACCAUGAUCAUUCGAUGAAGAACAACAACGAUCCCAAAAUGGAAGAUAAAUGUCUGAACGGUGUAAAUGGCAAGCAAUCGAUCACUCUACAAACAGCGGACGUCGUCAGCAAGAAGUCCAGCUACGAGAGGUUCAAUGUCAGCUCGGAAGAUGGUGAAAAAAUGGGAAGCCAUAGCUCUUUCUUGGAGGAUGUUUCUAGCAUACGAACCAGCGAUUGGAGCACGGAUUCGCACAAUAAUUCGCAAAAUACUCCGCUGUGUCUCAGCGACGAGUUAGCCACGACGAGCUACAAGCUGGAUACAUCGCAGGAACGAUGUACAGCUGUUAACGAGGUGGUUUCGAUUCUCGAAGUGCUCGACAGAAACCCAGAAAAAGCAACGGUCCUUCUUGAAGAAGAUCGUUUUUGUGAGAGUACUUCCUCGCACGAUCAAUUAACCAGGCUGGCCCUGACAAUUGAAACGGAUGCAAAUGUGCCUGGAGUUCAUGACCAUCCGGACAAGCUGGUGAAACAUCUCCGAAACAAGGUGGAGAGACUUCAAAGUAGCAGCAAGGAUAUUUACAAGGACAUUCGUGAUCUUCGGAAGAGCUUUCAGUACGAUGAGCAGAAGAUAACAAGCAUCUCAUCUAACGCGAAUAAACUACGACAGGAUGUUCAAGAAUUACGGUAUCUCGAUGAUCUAUUAAAUCUUCUUCGCGGAGAACUGGAGAGGAUCUCAAGGAUGAAUUGGCCGUUCAUUGUAGGACGUACAGAAGAACAUCUUUCGGAGGAAAUGAAUCUUAUCGUGUGAAUGAUACGAGUUCCUCGAUUGUAUUGGUACAAAUUAAUUGAAAAACAAAACUUUCGAGAAUAAUGUAUCUUGUCACCCAAAGAAAACAUUGUUUUAGGUAUAUUCGUAACAGAAACACGUUCAGUGUUUCACUGCCAAUGUUUAUAUACGACAGCAUGAAAAUAGUUUUGUAAAAGAAAUUACAUAUUCUAUGAUGUUGUCGUUGAAAUUUUGAAGUAGGAAUGUUUUCAAGGGUAAUAGCAAUACAUUUCCCUACAGGGUAUUUUAAAAUAGUUGUACAACAGACAUGGUGGAGUUUAAUAGGGAUAAUGGCGAUGUUGGGGAUCUUGAUGCUUUUGAGGGUACUCGAGAGUUAAUUUGAGAACUGCGUGUAUUUUAAUGCGUUGUAUUUCUGUGCGUUGUAUUUCUGUGCGUUGAAUUUCUAUGCGUUGUAUUUCAGCGCAAUAGAUACUUAUAUGCGUCGUAUUUAGCGCAUUGAAUUUCUACGCGUUGUAUUUUAGCGCAUUGAACUUCUACGCGUUGUAUUUCAGCGCAUUACACUGCUAUGCGUUGUAUUUCAGCGCAUUGAAUUUCUAUGCAUUGUAUUUCAGCGCAUUGAAUUUCUACGCGUUGUAUUUUGAUACAUUACACUGCUAUACGUUGUAUUUCAGUGCAUUGAAUUUCUUCGCGUUACAUUUCAGCGCAUUAAAUUUCUACGCGUUGUAUUUCAGCGCGUUAAACUACUACGCGUUGUAUUUCAGCGCAUUGAAUUGCUAU
Messenger RNA from Megachile rotundata (alfalfa leafcutting bee), 2546 nucleotides. RefSeq lists its product as uncharacterized. The record is from RefSeq and is a predicted model, not a curated record. NCBI's taxonomy places the organism in Eukaryota, Metazoa, Arthropoda, Insecta, Hymenoptera, Megachilidae.